Molecule: messenger RNA, 654 nt
Organism: Rotaria sordida
Lineage: Eukaryota; Metazoa; Rotifera; Eurotatoria; Philodinida; Philodinidae
Source: the annotation of a GenBank genome assembly
AUGUCGACGACAACCUUCGCAGCGUAUGGUGAAAAGUUGCGUCAAGCAACUCAAUGUCGAAAUAUAGCUAAUAGAUAUUCACAAAGUUCCAAGAAAAAUGCGACUUCAUUAGUCGGCCAUCAUGCACUUGACUUUACCCUUUACAACACCUAUCAUCAACAAAUAUCUCUGCAUGAUUUGACCACUCACUCUAACGUUGUUCUUCUCUUCUUUCCGUUGGCUUUCACCAGUGUUUGUACGGCUGAACUAUGUUCAGUUCGUGACAAUAUGAUAAAGUAUACACGACUUAAUUGUACUGUACUCGGUAUAUCGGUCGAUUCGAUAUUCACUUUGAAUAUAUUCAAACAAGAACAACAGUUACCAUUUGAUCUCUUGUCCGAUUUUAACAAAGAAGUGUCGCGUGCAUACAAUGCACUCUAUGAACAGUUUCCGUUAUAUGGCAUGAAGGGUGUUACGAAACGAGCAGCAUUUGUUAUCGAUCGGCGUGAUAUAAUUCAAUAUGCUGAAGUGCUUGCUGAUCCAGGACAGAUGCCCAACUUUGCAGCAAUAGAAUCGACUUUAGCUAAAUUAGAGCAUAGUCAAGUUUCUGAUGAUACCAAUGAUUUCGAUCUCUCUUCUUAUUUAACAAGCUUAUUAAACCGUUUUUUACCUUGA